AUGAAGCCCUCACAGCGCGUCGAGCCCGCGGCCAACGAGGACAUGCCGCGGUGCAUGGAAAUCUUCAACCAGGCCUUCGGCUUCGUGCCCAUCCACGAAAUCUCCCACGGCACCGACACGCCCGCCAACCGGCUCAUCACCGCGGCGCUGCACCUGCGCGGGCAGCGCGAGCACCGCACGCGCUUCCCCCUCGCGCCCCCCGUCUGCGUCAAGUGCGUGCAGCCGGACCCUUCCACCGGCGCCGACAAGAUCGUCGGCUACGCCGAGUGGUUCAUCUACGACCGGGCGCGCAGCGACGCGGAGCUGGCUCGCGAGGACGCCGAGCCCUUCAUGAUGGGCUUCUCGUGGAUGCAGGAGACUGAUCCGGAGGGGCGGGCGCGGUGUCUGGCGUUUGUGCGGCCGGGCAACGACGCGCGGAGGCGGCGCAUGGGCGGCCGGCCGUACGGCCAGCUCAAGUUCAUGUGCGUCGAUGGGGCGCAUCGCCGGCAGGGCGUGGGGUCGGCUGUCGUGCGCUGGGGGAUGGAUCGCUGCGCGGAGCUGGGCGUGCCGGCGUACCUGGAGGCGAGCGUCGAGGGCAUGGAGCUGUAUCGCCGGAUGGGGUUUGAGGACAUGGGCCCCGCGACGGAUGAGAAUGGCGAGCCGUAUGCGUAUCCCGCCAUGAUAUGGUGGCCUCCGGGGGCGAAGCGGGACCUGGAUGGCACCAUGGACACGAAGGAAGGGGCGGCUGCGAAUGGGAUAUAG
Molecule: messenger RNA, 741 nt
Organism: Purpureocillium lilacinum
Lineage: Eukaryota; Fungi; Ascomycota; Sordariomycetes; Hypocreales; Ophiocordycipitaceae
Molecular function (GO): acyltransferase activity, transferring groups other than amino-acyl groups
Source: RefSeq, a predicted model, not a curated record